AGGCAGAGCGCGGCGCCUAGAACCGUCCAGGUCGCUCGUGUCUCCAGUGAGAAAACGUUCUUCCUAACACCGGAAACUUUUUCCCGGGCGCGCGGAGUCUGGGACAGAGGCGAGCGGUGUUGGCCGAGUCUGUGGUGUUAAGGAAGACUGAGGGCCAGGAGGCAGCCCUGGCAGAAGCCCUUCUGCGGGCAGCUGGAACACUCUGGUCCUACAGGUGAAGCUGACCCGUCACCAGGACUUAUGACCCGCGGCCUCACUCCCAUCCUGCCCCUCGAGUUCCACAAGAUGGGCUCCUUCCGCAGGCCAAGACCGCGCUUCAUGAGCUCCCCGGUGCUCAGCGACCUGCCCCGGUUCCAAGCUGCCCGGCAGGCCCUGCAGCUGAGCUCCAACUCGGCCUGGAAUAGCGUCCAGACAGCCGUGAUCAACGUUUUCAAAGGGGGCGGCUUGCAAAGCAACGAGCUGUAUGUCCUGAAUGAAAACAUCAGGCGCCUGCUGAAGAGUGAACUUGGGUCGUUCAUUACAGACUAUUUCCAGAACCAGCUGCUUGCAAAGGGACUGUCGUUUGUGGAGGAGAAGAUCAAGCUGUGCGAAGGUGAGAACCUCGUGGAGGCUCUGGCUGACGUCUGGGACCACUUCUUCACUGAGACCCUGCCCACCCUGCAGGCCAUCUUCUACCCAGUUCAGGGACAGGAGCUGACCAUCCGCCAGAUCUCCCUCCUGGGCUUCCGAGACCUGGUCCUGCUGAAGGUGAAGCUGGGCGACUUGCUGCUGCUGGGGCCGCCAUCCAAGCUGCCCUCCUCCAUCAUCCAGAUGCUGCUCAUCCUGCAGAGUGUUCACGAGCCCACUGGUCCAAGUGAGGGUUAUCUGCAGCUGGAGGAGCUGGUGAAGCAAGUGGUUUCUCCUUUCCUGGGCAUCAGUGGGGACCGAAGCUUCUCAGGACCCACGUACUCACUGGCCAGGCGGUACUCCAGGGUCCGGCCCAAGGUGACCCUCCUGAACUACACCUCCCCAGUGACCACCGUCAGCCGGCCGCUGAACGAGAUGGCCCUGACCCCACUGACGGAGCAGGAGGGAGAGGCCUACCUGGAGAAGUGCGGCAGCGUUCGGCGGCACACGGUGGCCAACGCCCACUCGGACAUCCAGCUGCUGGCCAUGGCCACCAUGAUGCACUCGGGCCUGGGGGAGGAGGCCGGCAGCGAGGACAAGUGCCUGCUCCUGCCGCCCAGCUUUCCCCCGCCCCACCGGCAGUGCUCCAGUGAGCCCAACAUCACCGACAGCCCCGACGAACUGGAGGAGGUGGCAGGGGACAGCCAGGAGGACUCGGAGCUCAUGGAGGAGGUGGCAGGGGACAGCCAGGAAGACUCGGAGCUCAACUGCGCUUCCCUCAGCUGAGAUGCCUCCCCCAGGGCUUCCCAGCGCCAGGACGAGGAGAGCCCUGCAUGGACCCCCGAGGGGCUCUUCCUUUGGUUGCAGGUGCCUUAUUUCUUUUAAGGUACAGCUCUGGUCUAGCUGCCCAAGGGGGGCAGUGUCUGACCAGCUCCUCGCAGCCACAAAGACCCAGUUGCGUCCUGCCCC
Marmota flaviventris (yellow-bellied marmot) is the source of this 1575-nucleotide messenger RNA. RefSeq names its product proline rich 5 like (gene Prr5l). Gene Ontology annotation, biological process: TORC2 signaling. Lineage: Eukaryota; Metazoa; Chordata; Mammalia; Rodentia; Sciuridae. Gene Ontology annotation, cellular component: TORC2 complex. The record is from RefSeq and is a predicted model, not a curated record.